Molecule: messenger RNA, 1026 nt
Organism: Penicillium malachiteum
Lineage: Eukaryota; Fungi; Ascomycota; Eurotiomycetes; Eurotiales; Aspergillaceae
Product: homocysteine S-methyltransferase family protein
Exons: 2
Coding region: 1-1026 (341 amino acids)
Biological process (GO): S-methylmethionine cycle
Molecular function (GO): S-adenosylmethionine-homocysteine S-methyltransferase activity
Source: RefSeq, a predicted model, not a curated record
AUGACAAUCCAAAUCCUAGACGGAGGUCUUGGAACCUCACUCCAAGAUAAAUACGGAGUGAAAUUCGACAGCAAGACAACCCCACUCUGGUCUUCGGACCUGUUAGUCACAGACCCAGUGACGUUAGAAGCAUGCCAAAAAGACUUCAUCGACUCAGGUGCCGACGUACUGUUAACAGCGACGUACCAAGUCUCACCUGAAGGAUUCCAGCGCACAAAGACAGCUGCGCACCCGGAUGGAAUCCCAGUUUCCGCUAUCAGCAACUAUAUCCAAACAGCUGUGGAUGUAGCUGAGCGGGCUACUGCGGAACGCAAUGCGAAAAUCGCUCUGAGUCUUGGACCCUACGGUGCUUGUAUGGUCCCGGGUCAAGAGUACAGCGGUGCGUAUGAUGAUGCGCAUGAUACUGAAGAGACGCUGUACCAGUGGCAUCUUGAGCGUUUGCGACUUGUUCUUAGUGCGGAGGGGGAUUUGAUUUCUCGACUUAAGUAUAUUGCGUUUGAGACUUUGCCUCGACUGGAUGAGGUGCGCGCUGUGAGGAGAGCGAUUAAGGAUGCUGGGAUUGAGUCUGUGCCGUUUUGGAUUGCUUGUGUUUUCCCCAGAGAGGAUGAGUGCUUACCGGAUGGCAGCUCUGUUGAGCAGGUUGUUGAUGCUGCUAUUUUGCCUAUGGAGGGUGGACUCUCACCUUGGGGCAUUGGGAUGAAUUGUACUAAGGUUCAUAAGCUAUCUGGUCUUGUGGAUAGUUUUGGGGCCUGUGUUGAGAAAGUAAUGGCUUCUGGGAAGGUUCAGACUGUGCCGAGUCUGAUUUUGUACCCUGAUGGUACUAAUGGAGAGGUUUACAACACAACUACUCAGACCUGGGAAAAGCCCGCUGGUACUGCUGAUCAAAGCGAUACUCGCCCGUGGGAAACCCAACUUGCGCAGGUGGUCAAAGAUGCCCGUUCAAAGGGGCCUUUCAACUCCUUUCUCGUGGGUGGCUGUUGUAAGGCCACCCAUAAUGAUAUCGGAAAGCUCCGAGAUCAGUUUUAG